GAGGUGGGGGGCAGUGAAUGAAUUUGGCGUUUAUUUCCUCAAACUUGUAAGGAAAGUGAAAGUGUAAAGAUAAGAAAUAUAACUUUAAAAUAAAAAAGUCUUUGGCUGUAAUCAUUCGUCAUGCCUCUGAUACAGAUUUCCAGCCUUAGAUAUAAAUAUUUCAGGAUCGAGACACUUUCAUCUUUCUCUGCCUUGCAAGAAGGGAAGAUUGGAAACAAUCUUCCUUAAAGCUGGAGUGCAAUGGCGCAAUCUCAGCUCACUACAACCUCUGCCUCCUGGAUUCAAGUGAUUCUCCUGCCUCAGCCUCCUGGGUAGCUGGGAUUACAGGUGCCUGCCACCACACCCAGCCCCAGACCUGGGCAAUUUCACUUGGACAACAAGCUGUGGAGCCAUGCUAGGUGCUGCUGAUUUUGGUCUUCUGAGCUACAAUAAUUUUUUGGAACGGCAGAAAUGAUUGGUUCUGGCAACAGAUGGGAAUUUGGAGUCACUCUGAAAUAUAUCCUGGAAUAAUUGUGUUUGACUAGAACCAAAUCUUAUGAGGUCCCCAAGGAUGAGAGUCUGUGCUAAGUCAGUGUUGCUGUCGCACUGGCUCUUUCUAGCCUACGUGUUAAUGGUGUGCUGUAAGCUGAUGUCCGCCUCAAGCCAGCACCUCCGGGGACAUGCAGGUCACCACCAAAUCAAGCAAGGGACCUGUGAGGUGGUCGCCGUGCACAGGUGCUGCAAUAAGAACCGCAUAGAAGAGCGGUCACAAACAGUCAAGUGCUCUUGCUUCCCGGGACAGGUGGCCGGCACAACUCGGGCUCAACCUUCUUGUGUUGAAGCUUCCAUUGUGAUUCAGAAAUGGUGGUGUCACAUGAAUCCGUGUUUGGAAGGAGAGGACUGUAAAGUGCUGCCAGAUUACUCAGGUUGGUCCUGUAGCAGUGGCAAUAAAGUCAAAACUACGAAGGUAACACGGUAGCGAAGAGAGAGGUGUGCUUCAAUCCUGGAGGGGCAGCAGGAUGCGGAGUGCUUUUGCUUGGAUUCCCAUCCUGGCCCCUUUGCAGAAAAUUGUCUAGGAUUUCAGCAACUUCAUAUUUGUAUAUGUGAGCUGUGAGAGGUGGCAUUCACUUAACUGGCCCAGCCCUCUCUGCUUCGUGAUUUUAUUUCAUUGAAUUAUAACCACAAGCCACCACACAUUUGACAUCCUAUCUGGAUUCCCAAGGAGCAUACCUCCAAAAUCCGAGAAGAGCAAAUCAGAGUCUUCAAAAUGGAUCACCACUAAGGGCAUGUUCAUUCUUCACUUUCUUUCUGCUUUUACAAAAGAACUUGGAUGUAUGUUCCAAAGGGUCCUCAUUCUGUUCCUCUUUUGAACUUUUCCUUUUGCCCUUGUAUUAAAGUGGUUUUAAAGGGGUCUAAAAAGAUUUUGGCAAAACAUAUUUGCAGAUGUAGAUCAACGGCAAAGAAAAUUACUGCUAGAGAUCAACUGAUUAACUGGUAAAGAACGUUUAUUUUAUAACCCUUGAAGAACAGAAGGACAUAGUUGGAUUAUUGUGUGUGCAUUGUAUUUUUACUUUUUUUUGCUUUCCAUUGUCCAGUUAGCAGAGAUAAAAUGAGAGCAUUUUAACUUCAAUGUACCAUUUUACUGAGUGCUAAGGAAGCAUAUCAAUUCCAAUAUUUUAUAACCAAAGCUCUAUCAGAACAUAUUUAUAAAACUUGCUGGAAUUUUUAUGGCUUUUGUGUAGUCAUGUAGGUAAAUCAUUUAAAAUAUAAAACAAACAAUUUAGAUCAAGGGUUAUUUCUUAGAUCAAAUUUAUGCCAAUUAUAUGAAAAUAUGUUAACUCCUAGACAGGAGUCUUUCAGUGCUGAAUUUUUAGACUGUAAAUGAGUUCUUCUUAACUUAGCUGUUUCCCUACAUCUGUGUUAGCCAUCUUAUUUCUUUAAAAUCUGAGUCCUGAUUGGCUUAAUGAUGUUGCAGCAGACAUGUCUCCACAUAUUCUCAAAUGCUGUCAGGCGGAAACGUAUGAAACAGAUGAAGAAUGACUGACCCAGAUUUUAAAUGUAUAAUGUUAUUAAAGUACAUACUACUGUAAAAAUAUGGGAUGAAUUUUAUAUAUUAAGAAAUGCCAAAAUCAUAGUUUCUGCACCAAGUUAAUUAUCCCUGUCCUUUCACAUUUAUUGGGGGAAAAUAAAUCAAUACUUUAAUGUUGUUUAUAGCCUAAAAGUUAUUUGAUUUUAUUCUUGCAUAUGGAAUGGAAAGAUUUAUUGGCUAAAUUUUUGAAUUUGACUAGAUGCUUACUAAAUUUGUUAUGAUCGUAUGAAUAAGUAAAAAAAUUCAUCC
Messenger RNA from Pongo pygmaeus (Bornean orangutan), 2317 nucleotides. RefSeq names its product TAFA chemokine like family member 4 (gene TAFA4). Gene Ontology annotation, molecular function: receptor ligand activity. The record is from RefSeq and is a predicted model, not a curated record. Lineage: Eukaryota; Metazoa; Chordata; Mammalia; Primates; Hominidae. Gene Ontology annotation, biological process: phagocytosis; macrophage chemotaxis. Bases 536 to 958 code for a protein of 140 amino acids. The transcript has 8 exons.